AUGACAGGUGAACAGCAGCAAAAACAUUUUGUUCUAGUACAUGGCAUUUGCCAUGGAGCUUGGUGCUGGUACAGGCUACAAUCACUGCUGGAAGCGGAGGGCCAUCGAAUCACGACGAUUGAUCUCGCAGCCUCCGGCAUCAACAUGAAAAGCCUAGACGAGAGUCGCACAUUUUUCGACUAUACACAACCGUUGUUUGAGGUGAUGGAGUCUAUUCCAACAGACGAAAAGGUAGUUCUAGUUGGACAUAGUCUUGGUGGCCUGAACAUCGCUGCUGCAAUGGAGAAAUACCCUCAAAAAAUUUCUAUUGCGGUUUUUAUUGCGGCUGUGAUGCCUGAUACUGUACAUAGGCCAAUCGAUUUUUUUGAAAAGGCAUUUGAAGGAGCCACGGAGGAAGAUCUUAUGGACAAUCAAAUCGUACCAUUUGGAAGACCCGAAGAUCAUCUUGUAUCAAUGCUCUUUGGCCCCCAGUAUGCAUCAUCCAAAUUAUAUCAACUCUGCCCUCCUGAGGAUGUGGUGUUAGCAAAAGUAUUGAUGAGGCCGACCCUAAUUUAUCGGGAAGAUUUUUCAAAGAUGAGUGCAUUUUCUAGUGAAAAGUACGGAUCUGUAAAGCGUGCUUACAUCAUAACCGGUGAAGAUAAAACCAUAAAAGUAAAGUUUCAACGUUGGCUAAUUGAAAAUGUCGGAGCUACAAUAGUGAAAGAGAUAAAAGAUGCUGAUCACAUGGUAAUGAUCUCAAAGCCUCAUACACUUUGCCAAUAUUUAUUGGAUAUAGCUUGGGAUGGCAAAGUCCCUCGUCCCUGA
Fraxinus pennsylvanica is the source of this 804-nucleotide messenger RNA. The record is from the annotation of a GenBank genome assembly. Lineage: Eukaryota; Viridiplantae; Streptophyta; Magnoliopsida; Lamiales; Oleaceae.